AUGUUCGGUCACACAGAGAACUUCCAGGAGAUGUGGAAACCAAUAGAAAAGCCAGCCUCUGUCAGCAUGAUAGCCUUGUCCUUUUACAAUGGAUUGUUUGCUUACGCAGGAUGGAACUUUCUCAACUUAGUAACCGAAGAACUGCAGGAACCAGAAAAGAAUCUACCUCGAGCCAUCAUGAUCGCCCUGCCGCUGGUGACAGUCGUCUAUGUGCUCGCCAACGUCGCUUACUUUGCGGUUAUCUCUCCAAAUGAAUUCCUCACGUCAGAUGCAAGUGGUGUGCUGUUCGGAAAUCGCAUGUACGGAGUGAUGGCCUGGAUCAUACCUGUGUUUGUAUCCAUGUCCUGCUUUGGAACUGUCAACGGAACGCUCUUCACUUCUGGGAGGCUGUUCAUUUUGCUUAAAGGGGUCAAAGCCGCGGGCCUUUUUGUGUUCAGCAUGGGGAGUUGA
Messenger RNA from Priapulus caudatus, 450 nucleotides. RefSeq names its product large neutral amino acids transporter small subunit 1-like. The transcript is spliced from 5 exons. The record is from RefSeq and is a predicted model, not a curated record. Lineage: Eukaryota; Metazoa; Priapulida; Priapulimorpha; Priapulimorphida; Priapulidae. Bases 1 to 450 code for a protein of 149 amino acids. Gene Ontology annotation, biological process: amino acid transmembrane transport. Gene Ontology annotation, molecular function: L-amino acid transmembrane transporter activity. Gene Ontology annotation, cellular component: membrane.